AUGUCAGUAUUAUCUGCAUCACAAACAUUAUCAAUGAUUGCAACACCAUUAAAUUUGUUAUUUUCAGCAAAAGCAUCAGCCUAUAAAAUAUUUACAACAAUUGAUAGAAUCCCAGAUAUUGAUUGUCAGUCUAUUGGAGGUGAAUGUCCAACUGAGUGUAAUGGGAAUAUUAGAUUUGAUGAUGUUCAAUUUGUUUAUCCAACAAGACCAUCUCAUCAUGUAUUAAAAGGAAUUGACCUUGAAAUUAAGAAAGGGAAAACAAUUGCAUUAGUUGGAGCAUCAGGAUGUAGAAAGUCAACUACUAUUCAAUUAAUCCAAAGAAAUUAUGAACCAAAUGGUGGAAGAGUAACAUUAGAUGGGAAAGACAUAAGAGAGUUGAAUAUCAAAUGGUUAAGAAAUCAAAUAGGAAUAGUUGGACAAGAACCAGUGUUAUUUUCAGGAAGUGUUAUAGAUAAUAUUAAAAGAGGAGUGUCUGAAGGAGUUGAAGUAAGUAAUGAACAAAUUUAUGCUGCUGCUAAAAUGGCAAAUGCACAUGACUUCAUUUCAGCAAUGGCAGAAGGAUAUGACACAAUAAUUGGAGAUAGAGGUGCACAAAUUUCAGGAGGACAGAAACAAAGAAUUGCUAUUGCACGUGCAUUGAUUAGAAAUCCAAAAGUGUUAUUACUUGAUGAAGCUACAUCAGCACUUGAUACACAAAGUGAAAAGAUUGUACAAGAAGCACUUGACAAAGCAUCAAAAGGAAGAACAGCAAUUAUUAUUGCACAUAGACUAUCGACUAUUCAAAAUGCAGAUCAAAUAUGUGUUAUUAUGAGAGGAAAAAUAGUAGAACAAGGAACACAUCAAGAAUUAAUGGAUUUGAAAGGAUUUUAUUAUACACUUGCUAUGCAACAAUUUGGAACUGUGAAUUAA
This is a messenger RNA of Entamoeba histolytica HM-1:IMSS, 909 nucleotides long. Its product is annotated as P-glycoprotein 5, putative. Gene Ontology annotation, cellular component: membrane. The coding region runs from base 1 to 909 and encodes 302 amino acids. Gene Ontology annotation, molecular function: ATPase-coupled transmembrane transporter activity; ATP binding; ATP hydrolysis activity. The record is from RefSeq and is a predicted model, not a curated record. Lineage: Eukaryota; Evosea; Mastigamoebida; Endamoebidae. The transcript has a single exon.